AUCAUCAUUAUCAUCAUCAGUAUCACAUCUCUCUCUCUCUCUCUCUCUCUCUCUCUCUCUUAUAAGGGAGUGAACCAUUUUAUUGUUUUCCUGUAACACGAAAAGUUGAACAAAACUAGGCAGGCAUGACUGCAAUUCAAAAGCCAUGUAUUCUUCUUUUUCUUAUUCUCUUCCUCGUCUGUCUUCCAUUAGAGAUCAAGUCAUCAGCAGCAACACAAGCAGAAGCUCUAGUCAAAUGGAGGAACAGCUUAUCACCAUCUUCUUCUUCUCUCAAUUCAUGGUCUCUGACCAACCUCAAAAACCUCUGCAACUGGACUGGCAUUCUCUGCAAUUCUGCUGGAGCAAUCACCAACAUAAACCUCUCCAAUUCAAAUCUUGCUGGAACACUUGAAAAUUUCAGUUUCACUUCAUUCCCAAAUCUCACCCAUCUCAACUUCAACAACAACAGCCUCACCGGAUCAAUACCAACCUCCAUUGGCAACCUCUCUAGGCUCAGUUUCUUGGAUUUGAGCAACAACCUUUUCUACAACUUGAUUCCUUUGGAGAUUGGAACGUUGACAGAGCUUCAAUACCUUAGUUUCCUCAACAACAACCUCAAUGGUACUAUUCCACAUCAAAUUAGUAGUCUCCAAAAGGUAUGGUACUUGGACCUUGGAUCAAACUACUUAACAACCCCAGACUGGUCUCUGUUUUUAGGUUUGCCUAUGUUGACUUACCUUAGCUUUUCUUACAAUGAACUCACUUUGGAAUUCCCAGAUUUCAUACCCAAAUGCUUGAACUUGACAUACCUUGACUUGUCAUUAAACCUUUUCACUGGCCUAAUUCCUGAAUCAGUGUUCACCAAUUUGGGCAAGCUUGAAUAUCUCAACCUCACUGCUAAUUCAUUUGAAGGGCCUUUGUCAUUGAAUUUUUCCAAUCUUUCCAGGCUCAAAGAUCUUCGCCUGGGAACAAACAUUUUCACCGGUCCAAUUCUUGAUAACAUCGGUUUAUUAUCUGAUCUUCAAGUCAUUGAACUUUAUAAUAAUUCAUUUGAAGGAAAAAUUCCUUCUUCCAUAGGCCAACUUAGGAAGCUUCAAGAGCUUGAUCUUCACAUGAACUGCUUGAAUUCUACAAUUCCUUUUGAGCUUGGCCUCUGUACUAAUCUGACCUUCUUAGCUCUAGCCUUGAAUUCGUUUGAGGGGGAAUUGCCUUCAUCCUUGUCAAACUUGAACAUGAUAGCUGAAUUGGGUUUAUCUGAUAACUUUCUUUCUGGUGAGAUUUCACCUUAUUUCAUCUCCAAUUGGACCCAACUGACUUCUUUGCAGCUUCAGAACAAUUCUUUCACCGGAAAAAUUCCAUCUGAAAUCGGCCUAUUGACACAGCUCAAUUACCUUUUUCUUUACACUAAUCAGCUCUCUGGCUUAAUCCCACCAGAGAUUGGAAACUUGAAAGUGUUGACGGGUCUAGACCUAUCAAGAAACCAGCACUUCGGUCCAAUUCCUCGGACAAUUGGGAAUCUUAAAAACCUUGCUGUCUUGCAUCUCUUUUCCAACAAUCUUAGCGGAACAAUUCCUCCAGAAAUUGGAAAUCUGAGUUCAUUGCAAUCUCUUGAUCUCAACACCAACCAAUUGAGUGGGAAGUUUCCUAAUACACUAUCUAGCCUUACUAAGCUACAAGCACUCUCUCUCUACACCAAUAAUUUCUCCGGAAGCAUCCCUGGAGACUUUGGGAAGAACAGUCUCUUGUUGUCGAAUGUUAGCUUUUCUGACAACGGCUUCUCCGGAGAACUACCACCGGGAUUGUGCAAUGGUCUUGCUCUCGAGGAAUUGACAGUGAAUGGCAACAAUUUCACUGGGCCAUUGCCGGAAUGCUUGAAGAACUGCUCUUCACUAACUAGAGUCCGGCUUGAAGGAAACCAAUUGUCCGGUAACAUUUCAAAUGCAUUCGGAGUCCACCCAAAUCUUUAUUUUAUCUCUCUCAGUGGCAAUCAGUUUUCCGGUGAACUCUCACCAGAGUGGGGAGAAUGCAAAAAUCUCUCAAAUGUGCAAAUGGAUGGAAACAAGAUUUCUGGUUCAAUCCCGGCUCAGCUAGGCAACUUGACCCGGUUGGGAAUCCUAAACCUUGGCUCAAAUGGAUUGACAGGUAAAAUUCCCGCUGAAUUGGGGAAUUUACACCUUCUGCUCAAGCUCAAUCUUAGCAACAAUGGUUUAUCAGGAGAUAUCCCUCAGAAUAUAGGUGACUUAGCAAACCUGCAAGAUCUUGAUUUGUCGACAAACAAGUUGACAGGGAAUAUUCCGAAAGAACUUGGCAACUGUGAGAGCUUAUUGAGCUUGAAUUUAAGCAACAAUGCUCUAUCUGGGGACAUACCAUUUGAGCUCGGAAACUUACUAGAAUUGCGCUAUAUUUUCGAUCUCAGUAGCAAUUCAUUAUCAGGAACAAUUCCACCUAACUUGGGAAAGCUUACUUCACUGGAGAAUUUGAAUUUAUCUCAUAACAAUCUCACAGGAAAUAUUCCUUCAGCCUUGUCUGGCAUGAUUAGUUUGCAGUCUAUUGAUUUUGCCUACAAUGAGUUGUCCGGUCCAAUCCCUGCUGGCAACAUUUUCCAACAAGCACCAGCAAAUGCUUUCAUUGGAAAUUUAGGUUUGUGUGGAAGUGCAGAAGGAUUAUCCCAAUGUAAUUCAACUAAGCCAAGUGGGAAAUCGCAUAGGCUCACUAAAAAGGUUCUUAUCCGUGUCAUUGUCCCGGUUAUCAGCUUGUUUUUGGCAAUUAUCAUUGCUGGAUGCCUCGUCCUUCACAAGCAAUCCAGGCAACGUGAUGAAGAGACUCAAAGCACCGAGGCAUAUCAAAAUUCGGAGUCACUGAUUUGGGAAAGAGAAGGAAAAUUCACAUUUGGAGAUAUCAUGAGAGCCACCGAGGACUUCAAUGAGAAGUACUGCAUUGGAAGAGGAGGGUUUGGAAGUGUUUACAAAGCGUUGUUGCCCAUGGGCCAAACAGUAGCAGUUAAAAGGCUCAACGUGUCAGAUUCUAACGACAUUCCAUUGAUGAAUCGUCAAAGUUUUGAGAAUGAGAUUCGGACUUUAACAGAAGUUAGGCACCGGAACAUCAUUAAGCUUUACGGUUUCUGCUCUAAGCAGGAAAGCAUGUACUUGGUUUAUGAAUAUGUAGAGAGAGGUAGUUUAGGCAAAGUGUUGUACAGUGAUGAGGGUGCAGGGGAACUAGGGUGGGGCACAAGAGUGAAAAUUGUUCAAGGAGUGGCUCAUUCACUUGCAUACUUGCAUCAUGAUUGCUCUCCUCCUAUUGUCCAUCGGGAUGUAUCAGCAAACAACAUUUUGCUCGAAUCAGGCCUCGAGCCACGCCUCUCAGAUUUCGGAACAGCGAGGCUGUUGACCCCAGGUUCAUCUAACUGGACCACGGUUGCAGGGUCUUAUGGCUACAUGGCUCCAGAGCUAGCAUUUACUAUGAGGGUCACAGAGAAAUGUGAUGUUUAUAGCUUUGGAGUGGUUGCGCUGGAAGUUAUGAUGGGGAAGCAUCCUGGGGAACUCUUAACUACCAUAUCAACGUCGUCAUCAUCACCGUCAUUGGCCAACGAUCAAGAUUUGUUUUUGAAGGACGUGCUUGAUCAGCGACUCUUGCCUCCCACCGGCCAAUUGGCAGAUGGAGUGGUGUUUAUUGUAUCGGUGGCCUUGGCCUGCACGCGAGCUGCACCGGAGACACGACCUGACAUGCGAUUCGUUGCACAGGAACUGUCUGCUCAAAUUCAGGCAUGCGUGUCUGAGUUUGGCACAAUGAAGAUGAGCGAGAUAGCAAGCCUUCAGAAGUAGCAGAUAUCAGAGCUCGAUAUGUACAACUAAACAAAAUUCUAGGUUAAUGCCUAGUUUAGAUAAAAAAUGAUAGAAUGUGAAAAUCUCAUAUCACAAAAUUGUGAGCGUGAAGUGGAACAAAAACAACUUUGUCAAGUGCCAUUGAAAGCCAUGUUACAUUGCAUCUCUUAUAUUUGACAAAUGUAAAAUAGCGACAACUUUCAUUUGGCUCACUGCUAGCAAAUAUGUAGCAAAAGCCUCAUACAAUCAUAUACACAUCACUCUCUUAUAUGCCCCAU
This is a messenger RNA of Camellia sinensis, 4078 nucleotides long. The record is from RefSeq and is a predicted model, not a curated record. NCBI's taxonomy places the organism in Eukaryota, Viridiplantae, Streptophyta, Magnoliopsida, Ericales, Theaceae.